CGUGGAGCGCAGCAAAUUGUAUCGGUUCGUGAUGAAACCGUCCGGUUAGCCGAACGCUGCAGUUACACGCUUGGGACAGGCCGCGGUGCAUGAGCGACCGAUCGCUGGACGACCUCGUCCACGCUGUUCAGCGCUACGACUAGAUUGCGCUUCUGGCGCCGUGGACACACAUCGAUGUCGCAAACACGAUGCUCUGCCGCGAGGCCGACGGACUCUGGAACGAGCCGCUGCGCGCUCAGCUCUCGCGGGAAAUUGCUGGGCUCUACGCCGGCCUACUCGAGAAGCACCGGUCCAUGAACGUCCACAGCAUGAUCUCGAACGCCGCCAACGAGACGCGUCUCCACGGACGGCUGCUCGUCGAAGUCAAACGCCGCAUCUGCGUGCCCGAGACGCUCGAGCGCGUCAAAGCCCAGGCCGCCAAGCCCCCGGAGCACACGACACCAAACGAAUUGGAUUCGGGGCUGCACUUUCGCCGCCGCCGGCCGACACCAAAAACAUCCGAGGCCAACGACGCAACCAAAGCGCACCGACAGAGCGCCGUGAGCCCGAAGAAGAUGUCGCUGCUGUCGAUCCGGUCGGCCAAGACGCUGUCGACGGCGCCAGAGUUGUCCAACCAAGCGAUGUCACCGGCCAAAGCCAAAGACGAUGGCGUCAACGACAAGCUCGCGUCGUCCGUCCGCUUUGUGCAUUUCCCCAAGACACGCGUGGACCUGCGCGACUUGCUGCAGACGACGGCGACGACGGAGCUCCCUGUGACGCACUUUCAUGAUCGACCGGUCUUCGCCUCGGCCAUACUCGACGCAGGCGUGCCUCUCCCCAAACGCACCCCUUCCACGAUGCCCCCGCCUCGUCCGCGGUACCUCUACGCCGAGAACAGUGCUGCGCUGCCCCACACCAAGCCCAUCUUUGACGACUACGUCGUGCCCAAGGAAGUCUGGGACGCCGUCGAGGCCGAGCGAUCGCUCCAGAGCAUGAAGGUCGACGCGUGUAGCAACUUUGAGCCGCUGCCGCAAGACGAUUUGCCCAUGGACGUGUACUUUGCGCGCGAGUGCCCGCAGGAGCGCGACAUGAUCUCCAAGGCGCUCGCGACGCUGAGCAUUCGCCCCGAGAAGCGCGUCGAGCGGUCGGUCACAGCGGUUUACAUGGACGAGAGCCUUGCGAGUACGAGCAACGACGUGCUUUUGCCCGAGGUGCGCCGGCUCUUUGACGCCGCGAGCGGCCAGUACCACGAGCUGCGCGCACACAUGCUUCGCAGCGUCAAAAUGUCGGCGCUGGUCGAUCUCGCGCUCAAGUGCAAUCUCUGCGACCUCGCGAUGGAGGCGCCGGCGCGCGCCACGUCGGCCGACCCGCGCGUUGAGAUCCCCAAACACCUCCAGCCGCCGCCCAAAGCCGCGCGUGGUCGCAGCCGCGAAGCAAACUCUCCUCGGCGCCGCGUCAUUGCAGAGAAGCGGUUGUCGAAGCGGGACGCACUGGACCAGCUCGUGCACUUGAGUGACGUCGACCAACGACUGCUCACGCAGCUCGAGUUUUACGACCUUAGCGCUGACAACAACACUGUCUUCGACCCGAUCGCGCUCGAGCCGCUCCUGAGCGUGCGGUUCGAGACGGUGUGGCGCGGCUUGCUCAUGCACACGACACGCCGCUUCGACCUUGCGCUCAAGUACAGCCAGCCCGAGUUCUCGGCCCGGCUUCCGGACGCCGUCGUGCUCUGGGAGGUGUGUGCGUACUGGGUCGCAGAGCGCGAGACGACGGUGGAUUACAUUCGCAAGCUGCUCAAAGGGGCCGACACGAGCGCCUCGCAAGCGCACCAGCUCUACGAGCUCGUCCUGACGCUCGUGAGCUGCACGACGAAGCUCAAGCAAGCCAUGGCUCUGACGCACGCGCAAGUCAACGACUUUAUCGCGUACGAGGACGAGUUUUACCUCCACCGCCUCGUCAACCAGCACCAGCAACUCGAGCGCGACCUACGCACGCAUCCGCUGUGGCACGACCCCAUCCACCUGUCGACACCGAGUGUUCAAUAGGCGUUCUAGUAUAUAUUAGUGUAUAUUCAUAGUAGUUUGGAC
Molecule: messenger RNA, 2066 nt
Organism: Saprolegnia parasitica CBS 223.65
Lineage: Eukaryota; Oomycota; Saprolegniomycetes; Saprolegniales; Saprolegniaceae
Exons: 12
Coding region: 189-2024 (611 amino acids)
Source: RefSeq, a predicted model, not a curated record